Molecule: messenger RNA, 1479 nt
Organism: Schistosoma bovis
Lineage: Eukaryota; Metazoa; Platyhelminthes; Trematoda; Strigeidida; Schistosomatidae
Source: the annotation of a GenBank genome assembly
UUACUACACAAAUCUGAAUCUGAAAUAUUGAAUUUGUUUAUCUAACUCAACCGAAGCUGGCUUCUAUGGAUAUAAUUAGUCUCAAUUCGUAAAUCCGAACACAUGGUCUUUAAAACAUAUCGCCCAGUACAGACUUCUAUAAGUGUUUGGUUAAAAAAUUCCUUACUUACUCAUCAGAUUAUUUUCUUGUUAUUAAUGGGAAUUCUUGUGGGUCUAUCAUGUUGGCUACUAAUUUGGACAUCUCGGUUUUCUGACUUCGAAAUUAUCAUGAAGUCCUAUUACUUUUCUUCCGGAAAGCUUGUAUUGCUUAUUUCAUCUAUAUUUGGAGCUGGAGUGGCUGUUUUUGGAUACUGCAUUUUCAACGUUGAUAGUCCUACUUUGUUACUAAUUCACAUAAUUAGCAACUUUAUCCUUAUUUGGGCGUUUCUGUCAGUAAGCGUUUGUGGAUUUUUGCUAUUACUGGAGUUGGACAUAGAAUUACCAGGUAAAUUUACAUCAGCGAUAACGAAAUAUUAUGGCAUAAAUAUGUCAAUUCGUCGAAAUAAGGAUUUGACUGCUGCAUUAAAUGAGAUUCAAUUCAAAUUUAAGUGUUGCGGUACGCAUGGUGAAAAAUCAAGUAAUUAUUCAUGGUUUAUUUAUAGAGGGUCAAGCACGUGGUUUUACAUUACACAAGAGCUAGGUCUAAAAUCAACGGUCCAAUACGUUCCAGAAAGUUGUUGUGUUUUAAAAAGUCACAAUCUUCAACUCAAUUCUUUCUCAGAAAUUCAGUCGCAAAGUGGUGUUUUCCUAGACAGAGAACUAUGUAUUGGUUAUAAGUCACUUACAACAAGAGACGAUAUUGCACCUCGUAUUGAUAAUCCAUUAUAUACCACUAGAAGUAAUACAUAUCUAAAUGAAAAGGUAAAAAUCAUCAACAAUGUCCAGUUUUUUCUUGAAUGUUUUGCUUUUCUAGGGAUGUGUAACGGUAGUCAGACAAGAGUAUCAACAAUAUUCUAUCAUGUUAGCUGCUUCAGGCACAACUGCUCUGGUGCUAUCUGUAAGUUGUUUUUGUUAUAACAGCGAAAUCCGGUACUUUUCGAGUUUUCGGUAAAUAAUACGACAAUGGUACAAUACAACGGUUUGGUACACUAUGUAUAGACAGCACCAUGUUAUACCUAGAGGAAAGAUUCAUGAUCAACAAUCGACUAUCAGAUUAUAGACCAGACAAUAGCUUGUUUAGCACAAAUCCAAGUAUUUCACAUGGAGUCCUUAGUGAUAUUAGAGUAAGAAUCAAUUAUAGGGGUGGAUUCAUGAUAUUAAUUAAUGUCAUAACAUUUGACAAAUUGGAUAUCUAUUUUUCUUCACUCGCUGUUCAAUCAUAUCUCGCUCUUACCUAUCACACAUCGGUCCUCAUAAGACAUCUUUACUAAAUGCUGUGUUAUUUCCUUUUAUUUAUAUGAAGUUAUUUCUGUUUCAGAUAGUUGGAUUUAUUCUGUCACU